Hypomesus transpacificus is the source of this 1800-nucleotide messenger RNA. It is a transcript of the gene srsf5b, whose product is annotated as serine and arginine rich splicing factor 5b. The transcript has 8 exons. The coding region runs from base 122 to 994 and encodes 290 amino acids. Gene Ontology annotation, cellular component: nucleus; ribonucleoprotein complex; cytoplasm. The record is from RefSeq and is a predicted model, not a curated record. NCBI's taxonomy places the organism in Eukaryota, Metazoa, Chordata, Actinopteri, Osmeriformes, Osmeridae. Gene Ontology annotation, molecular function: mRNA binding.
GCGAGCUGUAGCGUAAAAUAGGCUCCAUUUUGUGUGGAUAAACGCCACUCUCUUUUCAUCUGUGCAAGCGGCAGUAAGAAACGCAAUUUCUCCGGAGAAAACAGAGAAAGAUUUCACAAGCAUGAGUGGCUGUCGCAUAUUCAUUGGCCGACUGAACCCUUCGGCAAGGGAAAAAGAUGUGGAGAGAUUCUUUAAAGGUUUCGGUCGCAUCAGAGACAUAGACCUGAAAAGAGGCUUUGGAUUUGUGGAGUUCGACGAUCCCAGGGAUGCCGAAGAUGCGGUCUAUGAGUUGGACGGCAAAGAGCUAUGCAACGAAAGGGUGACCAUCGAGCACGCCCGCGUGCGACUGCGAGGGGGCAGAGGCCGUGGGGCUGGUGGAGGAGGUCGUUUCCCCGACCGCUAUGGCAGAGGUUCUCAGGAGAGUAGGAGUAGAAACCCUCCUCCGAUGCGCACCGAGAAUCGACUGAUUGUGGAGAAUUUGUCAUCUCGCGUCAGCUGGCAGGAUCUGAAAGAUUUCAUGAGACAGGCAGGAGAGGUUACGUUCGCUGAUGCCCACCGACCCAAGCUCAACGAAGGGGUGGUUGAGUUUGCUUCCUACAGCGAUCUGAAAAACGCCCUUGAGAAACUGUCUGGGAAGGAAAUCAAUGGCAGGAAAAUCAAGCUUAUUGAGGCUGCUAAGAAGAGGUCCAGGAGCCGUUCCCGUUCCGAGAGCUCCUCCCGCUCGCGCUCUCGUUCUCGUGGCCGUUCCCCUUCCCGCUCUCGCUCCCCCAGGAGGUCCCGCUCACGCAGCCCCAAGACCUACAACCGCUCCCGCUCUCGCUCCCACUCCCGCAGCGCCUCCCCCCCACCCCGGGGCUCCCCCCCAGUCCAGAGGACCAAGGAGCCUGCCAAGCGCUCCUCCAAGGCCAGCAAAUCUGCCUCCCCGCCCCCCGUCCAGAGAGCGGCUUCUUCCAGGUCUCGCUCCCGGUCCCUGUCCACGGACAGCCGCCAUUAGACGACACACACACACACACACACACACUUUCUCAAAAAAAAUGUGAACACACAUUUACAACACACACACAUGCAAACAUACAACCUCACCACCAUCCCAUACAGAAACGUUCCCACUAACCGUUUUAUUAAAACAAAGCCAGGUACUAUUUCACCCAAUAGUCCUGGUUAUCCCAUUUCCCCCUCAUGUCUCUUUCACCUCUCCCCUCUUUCGAUAAGGCUGACUUUCACUGUCAGGUGCAAGCAUGGUCCUCGCUGCCACAGAAGAUGUGCUGAGAUAAGAAUCUUGUUUGACAAAGAUGGUCCUUUAUUUACUUUGUUGUGGUCAGUAUCUGUGCAUGGAAUAAUGGUUGGAAUAUCUUUUUUUUUUGUUUUAUCAAAACGUCUGUGCGAAUGACCCCUCCCCUUCCCAGGCUGGCAACUCUUAUCAGGAACUGUUGAUGAAAGAUAAUGCACGGUGAUUAUUGAGUUUUGAAAAUGCUUUGAAUAGAACUUACCUAAGCUUAAAGGUUUAACAGUUUGGGGUUGUUUUAUGCUGUGAUUUAAUUAAACUUUUUAUUUUAUGCUCCCGUUUGACAACUUUUCUUUUUUUUAAAUGUUGUUCAUGCUGUUCUUUUUUUAUGCAUUGUAUUGAAUGUUCAGAGUGGUUGUAUGAAAUAUUGUUUCUGUAAAGCAAUGUAUAUGUUUUCUUUUUACAAUGUAUGGUGGUGUCUGGAGGAUUGUGCCACAACGUAUUGUUGGUACAAAAAGGUUGGAACACAACCCUCUUGACAGUUGGAAAAAAUAAAAAAUAUUUUGUAUUCAUAA